Molecule: messenger RNA, 669 nt
Organism: Pyricularia grisea
Lineage: Eukaryota; Fungi; Ascomycota; Sordariomycetes; Magnaporthales; Pyriculariaceae
Exons: 1
Coding region: 1-669 (222 amino acids)
Biological process (GO): negative regulation of protein kinase activity
Cellular component (GO): nucleolus
Molecular function (GO): double-stranded RNA binding; protein kinase binding; protein kinase inhibitor activity
Source: RefSeq, a predicted model, not a curated record
AUGUCUGGCGAGGGACCGGAAAGUGUCCCGACGUCGGCCGACCCGCGCUCCAAACGCCCGACCAAGAAGCGCGCCCUGACCCCGGUCUCGGAGCAGGCCGCGCACCUCGACGCCCUUUUCGCCAAGCCCGACCAGGAGAUACGCUUCCCGACCGGCGACAAGAAGCCUAGGCUCGCCGCUCCCCCCGAGAUCGUCACCAACGUCCAGGGCUCCAGCGCCGGUGCCGGCUCGGGCGAGUUCCACGUCUACAAGGCCAGCAGGCGGCGUGAGAAUGAGCGCCUCAGGGUCAUGGACGAGGAGUUGAAGAAGGAGCAGGAGAAGCAAGAGUUUGAGAGGAGGAGGGCGGAGAAUGGGACCAAGGACGACGAAAAGACGAGGAAGAACAGGGAGAAGAGGGAAAAGAAAAAGGCCGCAAAGCUUCGGGCUAUACAGGCCGACAAGUCAAAGUCGAAUACAGAGGCGGCCAAAGCUGCGAAAAGUGGUGGCGAUGAUAGCGGUGACGGUGAUGGCGGUGGCGAUGGCAAAAAUGAAGGCUCCGAUGCUGGUCUGCAGCCCAUCAGUGCCGUCAUGGCGGCGGCCGCAGAGACGGCUAGAGCCGAGGCCAGCAAUGGGAACGGUACCCCAGGCUCUGCACAGACUCCCGGUAUAGUGAUACACGACGAUGACUGA